Molecule: messenger RNA, 2002 nt
Organism: Agrilus planipennis (emerald ash borer)
Lineage: Eukaryota; Metazoa; Arthropoda; Insecta; Coleoptera; Buprestidae
Exons: 4
Coding region: 986-1954 (322 amino acids)
Source: RefSeq, a predicted model, not a curated record
AAAAAUAAAUCAUAAUAAUUAUUCACACAGGUAUCUGAAAUUUUGUUUCUGUCCACCCGGUAUAUCAAAAAUCUAUUCAUUAAUCCCUUAGAUAGGUAAGUAAGUGUUAUUUUUCUUUUUAACGGUAAGUCGUAAAAGAGCCACUGUAUUCAUUAUUGAUCGAAGGUAUUCUUUAAUUUUUUAUGAUAGAAUAAAUUGGUCAUUUUAGGUACAAUUUGAGCUCAUAAAAAAACACUAAGUAAUACAUAGAUACAUAUCUAAUUUGGGUAAUUUUCUUUCCACACAAUUUAUUCUUUUUUCGAUUUUUAAUACAGUGCAAAGAAACUUAUUGGAAAAACAACUGGAUACUGAAUAAUUCAAACAUUUAGUUCUUUAUUUUACUUCAAGUGAUAUUAAUUGUAAAGUUUUUAAAUGCAGUAUAAAAUGCGCACAUAAACAAUUAACUAUUUCUGCAUGUUGUAAUGUACAAAAAACUGAUUGAGUAAAAGUUAAUUCUACUAAAAGGUCAUGGAUUUGCAUAAUAAUAUUAUAAUAUUCAAUUCAACACAACAGAAAACAAUUAAAAUUGAAAUGUUAACGAAGAGCGUGUCCUUCAAGAUCCUUAUUUCAAAUAGAAAUUAUUUAGAAUUUUGUCAUACAAAAAUUAUUUUAACUUUACAAGCUACUUAUUAUCGAUAAGAUAUUAUCAACGUUUAGUUUAUCUUACAAUUAGUUUAAAUUGUACGACAUACAAAAUACUUAUGUAAGUAUCUACUACGUAUUCAGAAAUGGUAAGAUGGUCAAGCAAAUCACACAUGUACCUAUUAUUAAAUUGAAUAGGUUGUUCAUUGUUCUAGAACAUGAUGAUGGAAACGAUCUUUUUUUAGCAACAAAAAGAGUCGUUAUGACAAAGAUUUCUUUCAAGAAAAUCAAAGUAGAUUCUUCUAGAAAAAACUUUAAAUACGUUAAAACCAGUUCUUGCAAUUUCCAACACUUUAAAUGUUAGAUGGUAAAAUUUAAACGAUGGGUUUCGGUGGUUAUGGUAAUAGGAUUAACCCGUGCCACCCAUCACAUUGUACGUGUUACGAUUUUGGCUGUUUUGGGACUGGCGGGACUUUACAUGCUCCACACGUUAGCCCAAGAUUUUCAAAAAAUUUACCAGCAAAUCCAAAAUGGACAAGGGCCGGGACGAGCCAUUCUUAACACGAUCGCUAGCAACCCAAUUUAUCGUAAUAUAAGAAACAACAUAGGUAAAACAAUAGCAGACACUUUGGCGAGUGGAAGUCCAUUCCGACAAGCCUCCCAGAGGAGAGACGACGUAAGGAAAACUCUUUGCGCAGACGGUCUCUCGACAUAUUGCGAUUUGAAUGAUUUUAACAGGGAUUUUGAUAAAAGUAUUGGAGAAUAUAGAGCUCCUAUUGGUGCAUUGUAUGGAGGACAUUUUGGAGGAGAGACCGAGGAGUUUAAGGAUAACAACAAGGGACUCUCUUCUUAUUCAACCAAAAGUGAUUCUAAAGAAUUUAUAGCGAAAAACCAAAAUUGGGGUUUCACUGUGGGAACAUCUGGAGACCAUUCAGCUGGAUAUGUUCUUACAAAAAGAUCUGUACCCUCUGAAAGCAAAGAAUAUUCAGAAAGUUCAAACAGUGCCAUAAGUGACUCGUCAUCUACAUUUAAUUAUCCCGAAAUAAACUGGGAAAAAGUAUUAAGCAGGGAUCCAGCAAGUUGUGCGAGGAGUUUAAUAUGCCAGUUGGCCGCCACCUCAGAAAAAGAGUUGGAAAUCGAUGAAGAAAGUAUUUUAAAUAUAGUGAGAAUUGCAACGAAAAAGGAGGAUUGGGCAAGUAAACAGCUAAGGGAAGCUCUUAAAUAUGGAGAAACCACAAAAAGUAUCACUCUUUGCGAAAGGUAUUACAUACUUUGUCCAUAUUCUGGAAAAACCAUGAUGAAAAUUUUAAGAUUUUUUGGAGGUUCAUCCUAAAUCAUCCAGGCUUUCACUGCAUUGUUUUAUAUUUUUUUUGUUAACUAA